AAUUCAAUUUUUUUCAGUAAUUCCCUAUUUCUCAAUUCAUUUAUUUGAUCUUUUCCAUUCGCUACUCACGAUCAUAUAAUCGUCCGUCUGUGCGCCUCCGUUCGUCCGUCCGUCCGUCCAUACGACCGUCUGCCGUCCGUCAUUGACGAUAGAUGGAUCUUCAAAUGCAGAGACAAUCAACCAAAACUGGUGAUGCGGAAUUUUGGCCGUUAUCAGGGAACCCGUAUUUCUAUGUUGUUAUUGACAAACCACAGAGGUUUCAAGUGAACAUCCCACAGGAACUGUCGGCCAAGCUUCCAGCUACUACAAUCCCUGCUAAAAUCUUUUACCGCGACAAGGUGUGGGACCUACCUUGCGCUGGUGAUCAGGCCAACAAAAAGUUUGGAAUUGAAGAAUGGGGAAAGUUCAUGACAGAAAACGACGUUAAACUUGGAGAUGCAUGUGUGUUCGAGUUGAUGGAAGGCGACUCUAAGAGUCGUGUUAAGUUCAAAGUUCAGAUCCUUAAAGAUGAUUUUCCAUUAGAAUUGCUGGAGAAAGCAGAUGGGUUUUCUAUGAACAAUCCCAUCGACAUAGAUUAGGAUUUGCAUGGUCGCGUUUGUUCAUAUGAUUUUUGGUUAUGUAGUCAUGAUACUUGUUCCUGAUGUUUUUUUUUUGUAGAUCCGUUUGGUGAAUACAAUUUGAUGUCUGGUCUUAUAAUCAUAUAAUGCAUCACCAGUUCUUUU
Helianthus annuus (common sunflower) is the source of this 722-nucleotide messenger RNA. Its product is annotated as B3 domain-containing protein Os04g0386900. Gene Ontology annotation, molecular function: DNA binding. Bases 153 to 578 code for a protein of 141 amino acids. The record is from RefSeq and is a predicted model, not a curated record. NCBI's taxonomy places the organism in Eukaryota, Viridiplantae, Streptophyta, Magnoliopsida, Asterales, Asteraceae. The transcript has 3 exons.